AUGCUACCAGAGGAGUUUUUCGUGGCAUCUAAUGCCGAAAACAUCUCCGCUUACACUGCUAACCAUAUUGGUGAUGCCUGUCAAACGGACCGUCACUGUAGUGAAUUGAGUAACACUCGCUGCCAAGGUGGCAAGUGUACAUGCAAAGACGGUACUUAUCAAAAAGUUGAAAGAUGUUUCUACCCCAGAAUGUUCAUGAUCGAACGCGAUUACGAAGCUACUGUUUUAGCUUUCGAAAGUUCUCUUAAAAAUUGCACCUCCGACUCAGAUUGCGGAAACAUGCCAAACCUCCAUUGCUUCCAAGGUAAGUGUGUCUGCUCCAAAGGGUUCCAACUCCAAAAUAAUGAGUGCCAGGAAAUGACCAAGUCGACUUGUUCCAAGCAUUAUCAAUGCUCGCAUGGAACCAUCAGGUACUAUCUGAAUACCUGCCGAUACUUUAAUGAAUUCUUCAGCUCUGAUGAUGCUGACAAGUACACUACUGAAGGUUGGGAGUCAGAUUGUUGGACUGAUCGCGAUUGUCGCGACAUGAACAACACUGUUUGUUUUGAGAAUCGUUACGUAUGCAAAUCUGGUUACAGAAGGAACUUUUUGACUGAUAAAUGUCAAGAAUUGCCAGAUAGAACAUGCGAUAAUGACGACAAGUGUUUGUAUGAUACCGAAGAG
Cotesia congregata is the source of this 663-nucleotide messenger RNA. NCBI's taxonomy places the organism in Eukaryota, Metazoa, Arthropoda, Insecta, Hymenoptera, Braconidae. The record is from the annotation of a GenBank genome assembly.